AUGGAUCUCUACCAUGCCACUUUCGCCUGUUCGAUUGUGCUCAACAGCCUCGUCUUCUACCAGUCGCAGCGCUCCCACACGUCUGCCGAGCCGCUGAGCCCGCGCAAAGGCGAGGAAAAGGAUCGCGUCGAUGGGGAUCGCGAGGCGCUGACCAAGCUGAAACGGAGGUAUUAUCCGAUUUAUCUGCUGGUGAAUGCGGCGGACUGGUUGCAGGGACCAUAUAUUUAUCCCAUUUAUAAAGAUGAAAAAGGUCUACCUGAACAGACUGUCGCCUUCCUCUUCAUGAUUGGUUUCGUGUCCGCGGGCAUCAGCGCAUCCUUUGCCGGCUCGUUUGCGGAUCGCCAUGGUCGCAAGACUGCCUGUCUGGCAUUCUGCGUCAUCUACUCGCUGUCGUGCGCUACCCUGCUUACCAACAACCUCAACCUGCUCUUCCUCGGGCGCAUCUUGGGCGGCAUGUCCGGAACUUUGCUCUGGAGUGUGUUUGAGAGCUGGAUGGUGGCCGAGUUCAAUUCGUUGAUGCUGCCGGAUGCCGAGCCCAUUCUCAGUGGAAUCCUCGGCACCCUGACGACGGCGAACAGCUUUGUUGCCAUCUUUGCAGGCAUUCUCGCCGAGUGGCUUGUGAGGACUGCCGGGACGGCCAAGGCGCCGUUUAUGGCGUCUACGGCCUGCUUGCUGGUUGCUUUUGCGGCGAUUGCAAAGUGUUGGGGCGAGAAUUAUGGCUCUAGCUGUCACAGCUCGGUUGAAGAGGCUACGCUGCUUCGCCAGGAAGAGGCUGAUUCCUCCCCUGCGCCCGCUUCACCGCUACGAAUGAUCCUGCAUGAUCGCAAGAUUUUGAUAUUGGCUUUAGUUUCGUGCUUCUUUGAAGGCUCGCUCUUCCUCUUCAUCUUCUUCAAGUUCCCGGCGUUGAAGUUGAGCCAUAAGCUCUCUGGAGCCACCCAAGAACUACCCUUUGGCCUCAUCUUCGCCAUCUUGAUGUGCUCGAUGAUGUUUGGAUCCAUGCUGUACAAGCGCCUCUCCACCUCGGCCACACCCAUGGCCGCCUCCAAGAUCCUCACCGGCCUUCUCGGCCUCGCUUCCGCUUCCCUAUUCGCACCCGCCUACUUCCGGGACGAGCGGAUUACACUUUGGUGUUUCUGCGUCUUCGAGCUAUGCUGCGGCAUCUACUACCCCGUCAUGGGCUCGCUCAAAGGCAAGCUCAUCGACGACGGCGCAAGAGCAAGCAUCUACGGUAUCCUCCGCGUUCCCCUCAACAUCUUCGUUGUCCUCGCCUUGAGCACAACACAAGAAGGCGAAUCGCACCGGAACAUGGUUUUUACCACCUGCGGACUCUUGCUCUCCGUCGCCGCAGGCGUCGUGCACACUACACUCUCAUGA
This is a messenger RNA of Plenodomus lingam JN3, 1374 nucleotides long. RefSeq lists its product as uncharacterized. The record is from RefSeq and is a predicted model, not a curated record. Gene Ontology annotation, molecular function: molybdate ion transmembrane transporter activity. NCBI's taxonomy places the organism in Eukaryota, Fungi, Ascomycota, Dothideomycetes, Pleosporales, Leptosphaeriaceae. Gene Ontology annotation, biological process: molybdate ion transport. Gene Ontology annotation, cellular component: membrane.